Messenger RNA from Malassezia japonica, 561 nucleotides. RefSeq names its product ndufs4 NADH dehydrogenase Fe-S protein subunit (gene NdufS4). The transcript has 3 exons. The record is from RefSeq and is a predicted model, not a curated record. Lineage: Eukaryota; Fungi; Basidiomycota; Malasseziomycetes; Malasseziales; Malasseziaceae. Gene Ontology annotation, biological process: electron transport chain. Bases 1 to 561 code for a protein of 186 amino acids.
AUGCAGUUCACGAGUGCGAUUGUGCGCCGUAAUGUCGCGGCGGUGCGGCCAUCCAUGGCCCGCACGCUCACCGCCUCGGCCCGUGUGAUGAAGAGCAACCCCAACUACGAGGCGGGUGUCCCGAUCCCGACCGGCGACUCUGCCUCGGGACAGCGUGAUCUGGUCGGCGAGCAGGUCAACCGUAUCGGCGAGCCUGCGCCGAUGUCGCUUGUCAGUGACGCUCCGAACUCGCUCCACCAGCGCAUGGUGCGUGUGUUCCAGCCGGCCAAGUCCGCCACGACUUCCGGCAAGGCGGGCACGCGUGACUGGCGCGUGGACUUUGACGUUCUCCAGGGCUCCGGCCGCUGGGAGAGCCCUCUGAUGGGCUGGGCUAGCACUGCGGACUCGCAGCAGGCGCUCAGCAUGAAGUUCGACACGAAGGAGGACGCGAUCCACUUCUGCCAGAAGCAGGGCUGGGACUACCUUGUCCAGGAGCCCCACAAGGCGCGCAUUCCGCCCAAGACUUACGCGGACAACUACAAAUACGUCCCGGGCAAGCUCCGUAUCCACCACACCAAGUAG